Messenger RNA from Trichechus manatus latirostris (Florida manatee), 1465 nucleotides. RefSeq names its product acid phosphatase 5, tartrate resistant (gene ACP5). Gene Ontology annotation, molecular function: acid phosphatase activity; ferrous iron binding; ferric iron binding. The record is from RefSeq and is a predicted model, not a curated record. Gene Ontology annotation, biological process: bone resorption. The transcript has 6 exons. Bases 151 to 1134 code for a protein of 327 amino acids. Lineage: Eukaryota; Metazoa; Chordata; Mammalia; Sirenia; Trichechidae.
UAAAAACCCUGUGGCUGGGAGGCGGCGGCGGGGAAGGAUUCCAGGGUGCGGCCUGCCAGGCAGGGAAUAAAGGCUCGGUGCCUGCCGUUUCUGCCUUGGAGCCCACCUGCCUGUUGGAAACCUCACUGACUGGCUUGUGCCUCCCCUAGGAUGGACACAUGGACAGCACUGCUGACCCUCGUCCUGCAAGCCUCCUUGGUGCUCCCCCUGGCAGAGAGUGCUGCCCCUGCCCUGCGCUUUGUGGCCGUGGGUGACUGGGGAGGGGUCCCCAAUGCUCCGUUCUACACAGCCCGGGAAGUGGCCAGUGCCAAGGAGAUUGCAAGGACUGUGCAGACCCUGGGUGCAGACUUCAUCCUGUCCUUGGGGGACAACUUCUACUUUAGUGGCGUGCAGGAUGUCAAUGACAAGAGGUUCCAGGAAACCUUUGAGGAUGUCUUCUCUGCCCGCUCUCUUCACAACGUGCCCUGGUAUGUGCUGGCCGGAAACCAUGACCACCUUGGCAACGUCUCAGCACAGAUUGCCUACUCCAAGAUCUCCAAGCGCUGGAACUUCCCCAGUCCUUACUACCGCCUGCGCUUCAAGGUCCCACGGACCAAUGUAUCUCUGGCCAUCUUCAUGCUGGACACAGUGACCUUGUGUGGCAACUCAGAUGAUUUCCUCAGCCAGCAGCCUGAGAGGCCCCGAGACCUGAUGCUGGCCCGAACCCAGCUGUCUUGGCUCAAAAAGCAGCUGGCAGCAGCCAAGGAAGACUACGUGCUGAUAGCUGGCCACUAUCCAGUGUGGUCCAUAGCCGAACAUGGGCCCACCCGCUGCCUUGUCAAGCAGCUGCAGCCACUGCUGGCCACGUACGGGGUCAUUGCCUACCUCUGUGGUCACGACCACAACCUGCAGUACCUUCAGGAUGAGAAGGGCGUGGGCUACGUGCUGAGUGGAGCCGGGAACUUCAUGGACCCCUCAAAACGGCACCAGCGCAAAGUCCCUAAUGGCUACCUGCGCUUCCACUACGGGGUCGAGGACUCGCUGGGCGGCUUCGCCUACAUAGAGAUCAGCCCCAAGGAAAUGAGCGUCACUUUCAUCGAGGCUUCGGGCAAGUCCCUCUUCAAGACCAGCUUGCCCAGACGACCCAGACCCUGAGCCCCAUGGGGGCCCUGCUCUGAGUCCUGAGGCAAAGGGGCCUCCCACCAGUGGGUAGGUCAGCCCUACUGGGCGCCCUCACGCACAGGCAGGCUUUUCCUCAGGUCUGUGGUGCUGGGGGCAGAGCAGGAACGAGAACCACAACUAAGGAACUGUGGUGCCAUGUGGCACUGUGUCCCGGAUGCCCAAGGAUGUGAAAGAGGCAUGGACACGUGUAUGGGCCAGAGUGCUACACCUGGUGGCUGGGCUUGCGGGGCGGGGGCAGGGAGCAGAAGCUUUCUCCUGAAUCAAGCCCCCUUCUGUCACUGCCAUUCAAUAAAAGAAUCGUUGC